Acipenser ruthenus (sterlet) is the source of this 8138-nucleotide messenger RNA. Its product is annotated as tyrosine-protein phosphatase non-receptor type 1-like. Bases 218 to 1498 code for a protein of 426 amino acids. NCBI's taxonomy places the organism in Eukaryota, Metazoa, Chordata, Actinopteri, Acipenseriformes, Acipenseridae. Gene Ontology annotation, biological process: protein dephosphorylation. The record is from RefSeq and is a predicted model, not a curated record. The transcript is spliced from 9 exons. Gene Ontology annotation, molecular function: protein tyrosine phosphatase activity.
GGAAUGGGCGGGUAUGAUGGCCGUACAGGGACCGCGUUGGUGCGUGAGGAGCGAGCGGCGUGUUUCCGGUUAGAACAGGCUAGGAAACACCAGUAAAGAUCAUAUUAAACCUUAAUGCCGAUAAAAACCCUUCGAAUUAAAGCAAAGCAGCGAAAUACAAUCCGAUUGAUUGUGUACAAUUGAACGGGAGGCAGUCGGGAGCGAGGCAGCAGCGAGCAUGGCGAUGGAGACCGAGUUUCGGGAGAUCGAUGAGUCCGGGAAUUGGAGCGCCAUUUACCAGGAGAUCCGCCAGCAGUCCAGCGAGCUGCCCUGUAAAAUCUCCAAACUCCCAGAGAACAAAGCCAGAAACCGUUACAGAGACGUCAGCCCCUUCGACCACAGUCGAAUCCACCUGCAACUGGGAACCAAUGACUAUAUCAACGCCAGCCUGAUUUCCAUGGAGGAGGCCAAGCGCAGCUACAUUCUCACACAGGGCCCUCUGCCCAACACCUGCGGUCACUUCUGGGAGAUGGUGUGGGAGCAGAAGACCCAUGGAGUGGUCAUGCUGAACCGAGUCAUCGAGAAGGGCUCUGUGAAGUGUGCCCAGUACUGGCCGCAGCGAGAGGAGAGAGAGAUGGAGUUUGCAGACACACACUUCAAGCUAACUCUGAUCUCAGAGGAUGUCAAGUCGUAUUACACUGUGAGACAGCUGGAGCUGGAGAACCUGCAGACCCAGGAGACUCGCGAGAUCCUGCAUUUCCAUUACACCACCUGGCCUGAUUUCGGGGUCCCUGAAUCCCCCGCCUCCUUCCUCAACUUCCUGUUCAAGGUGCGGGAGUCCGGCUGCCUCGGCUCGGAGCAGGGCCCUGCGGUGGUGCACUGCAGCGCAGGGAUCGGCCGCUCCGGGACCUUCUGCCUGGUCGACACCUGCCUCCUACUGAUGUCCCUUCGUAAGGACCCCUCCUCUGUCAGUGUGCGGGACGUCCUACUGGAGAUGCGUCGAUUCCGGAUGGGACUGAUCCAAACUGCAGACCAGCUGAGAUUCUCCUACCUGGCUGUGAUCGAGGGGGCCAAGAGCAUCAUGGGAGACCCGUCAGUGCAGGAAUCUUGGAAAGAGCUGUCAAACGAGGAGGACACUCCCCCUGAGUUCACUCCUCCCCCCCCACGCCCUCCCAAGCGCAUUGGUGUGGACGCACCCAAUGGCAAGACUUCUGAACCAAUCAUCUUCUUCCCCCCUGCAUCGAGGGUGGAGUUUUCAGAGGAGGAGGAGCCGCCAAAGAAGAGACUGGGUUCUGAGCCUCUCGUUGCUAGCCACAAUGAGGAGCCCGUGGUGAGGAGGAGAGCUGUGGGAGAGACCGCCACCCAGCUGGACGAACGGGCCAAUCGAGGGCAGGGGAAGAAGGAGGAGGAGGAGGACGACAGCCCGCUGGGUGCUUGGAAGCCCCUGCUGGCCAACAUGUGCGUGUGCAGCGCUCUGGCCCUGGGUGUAUACGUCUGUUACCGGUCCUGUUUCCACUGACCUCAUAAAGCAAGGGCUGAAGAGCCAGCAAGCCGAUUUGGAUCCUCUCACCAGCUCAGGAGGUGGGACUUGAACCUGGAGCACCAAUCACAGAGCUCCGCGUUCUCAUUUUUGUCCGAAUGCAAAAGGAAGGGCUUUGUCCCCGAUCAGUCCCGGGAGCUAUCCGUUCUUAAACCUCAGGGCAUCAGCUAUAGGACACACGCAGUUAAAUUAAAAAAACAAACAAUAAAAAAAUACAAGCAGAUUAUUUUACUUUCUUUCCAUCGCUUUGUAUAAGGGAGCAUAUAUGUGUGUGUGUGUGUGUGUGUAUAUGUGUGUGAUUAUUUUUAUAUAUAUAUAUCAUAUAAAAUGACAUAUAUAUAUGUGAUGUCAUUUUAUAAUUGAGAUUUGAGACCAUACCGCUUCAUUCUGUACUGAAAUUUCAUUUAGCUGCAAAUUUCACUCAUCGAAUUAAACUUUUUAUUUUUACAAGAUUAUGAAAUUACUUUUAAUCUUUUGCUUUUUUAUUAUAAAAUAUUGGGUUCCAGAUUUUGGUGCCUGUUAGAAGGCACGGGGCACUGGAGACGAGAACUUUUCCUGCUUUGGAAACCCUGCACUUGAUGGAGAGGUGACAACAUACUUUUCUUUAUUCGUAGCAGUGGCUUCCUCCUGUGUUAUUAAGUUGGCAAGCCGACAAACUCCUUUCUGUUUGUGACCUAAGGUGGAUUUUUGUGUGUUUUGCCCUGUUAAGAUACUAAGCUGUGUCGUCUGUCUCAGACUGAACUAAUUGCUUACCUUCAGCCUGAGGAGAAUUCACUUUACUGCAGACAGAUUGGUAACAAAGUGUGAAACUUUUAGCAUACCAUCAUCCUCCGGCAACAGGAAUAUAGCGCCACUUCAUUGCUUAUUUGAUGUGAUCACUGUGUGGAUGUGUUGGGGUCAGUCUGAGUGUGUAUCUGCUUAUUCGAUGUGAUCACUGUGUGGAUGUGUUGGGGUCAGUCUCAGUGUGUAUCUGCUUAUUCGAUGUGAUCACUGUGUGGAUGUGUUGGGGUCAGUCUGAGUGUGUAUCUGCUUAUUCGAUGUGAUCACUGUGUGGAUGUGUUGGGGUCAGUCUGAGUGUGUAUCUGCUUAUUCGAUGUGAUCACUGUGUGGAUGUGUUGGGGUCAGUCUGAGUGUGUAUCUGCUUAUUCGAUGUGAUCACUGUGUGGAUGUGUUGCGGUCAGUCUGAGUGUAUCUGCUUACUCGAUGUGAUCACUGUGUGGAUGUAUUGCGGUCAGUCUCAGUGUGUAUCUGCUUAUUCGAUGUGAUCACUGUGUGGAUGUGUUGCGGUCAGUCUCAGUGUAUCAGGGGAAUGUCCUCCCCUGCCUGUGUUAAUGAGCGUGGCUGUAGGACAUGGAUCUCAUUUUUCACGCUGCUGGUUUUUCUAGUUGUGGAUUUCCAGCGGCGGGGUUGACGUGCGGUUCUGUGUGUUUUCAGCUUUGACUCUGUGUUCCAGUUCACUCUCCUACUGGCAUACCCACUGGACCUGCCUUUUUAUUAUUGACAUGUCAAAGCAGUGAUAAAAUGGGACAAGACCAGAAAGAGGCAUUUGUAGCUUACAGACAGUUAGGAUCAUUGUCUUAAAAGGAAUGAGCUUCCAAUGUAAUUUUAUUGACUUGCCUUUGUGAUGUUUGCAAUCGCUGAGCAUGGUUCUAGAUUCUGUAGAUCCAGUUACCGAUGGUUCUAGAUUCUGUCGAUUCAGUUACCGAUGGUUCUAGAUUCUGUCGAUUCAGUUACUGGUGGUUCUAGAUUCUGUAGAUUCAGUUACCAUCUUCUCUGCCGUUACCUGACUUGGAGCGUGUUGGAGAAUUCCAACUGCCUAACACUGACUGCCUUAUUCCAUUCAAACCAUUUGACCUUUUAACUCUGUUGGCCCAAACCUACUAUAUAGAGGGAGUAGGUGGGACCAACGAAGGCCACAUUGUCCCAUGAUUUGAGCAGAAUGAGGAAGUCUGCUCGGUUCAAGUCCUCAGUUAGGAUUCUCCAGACAAGCUCACAGACUGGUAAAGACAGAUACAGAUUUAGAUAAAACUCAAUAUGGAGCAACAGAAGCACUCAGAAUGAUUGCAAGCAUCACAACAAGGCAAGGGAAAGGUGAAACAAGUACAGUGACAUGGCAUUGAUGUAAUAAAUAUAUUGUUAACAGCACUGCUUGUGCCCUUCUCCCUCGGUGGUAGUUCUCUCAAACACCUUUUCUGUCUACGUUCGUCGGCUUCUUAAAAUGGAGCCAUGUCACUUUCCCACAACACGGGCUGAAUCAAGGCAAUGUUCUGAUGCCAAGUUUACAAGUGUUACGUGGCACAGAACCCUUAACAGCAUCUCUUUCUGGACAAAUCGAUUGUCUCCAGGAAGAGAGAGGAACAUCUUCUCCAUAGCAGUGCACUGAUCCUUCUCAGCUUCACAUGACCGUUACAACGGGCUUAAAAAAGGAAGCCAAAAGAAUAAAAACAAGUUACUUGGGAACAACUUGCUUACCUUUAAAACCUCGACACUUUAGCAGAGAACACAAGCUUUUUUGCAUGAUUGCAUAUUUGCAAGUGAUUUGUGCUCAAGCAAUGAAAUGUUUCUGCUGAUAGCAGGUAGAACAAUGGAAAACCCAGUGCAACCAUCAUUCCAGCUUCUACUGCUGCCAGUGUGCUUGGACCAGACCGCCCCUUCGGGUUCAUUCCAGACAGCAUGGACAUCACAAGAGUGUUUCAGAAAGGUAUGCUGUGAUGGACAAGAAGUAUUGAAAGCACAAGGGUCUGUAUGAUGGGAACAAUUUUGCUUACAAUUUUGACAGCCAGAAAUGAAAUAUUUAUAUGGAGGUUGUUUCGUCUUUAACAGAACUACCAUAGAGGAUAUUUUCAGUGAAGUCUAUUGUCACAUUCUUAUUUUCAAUGUAUUGAAUCCAGGCCUACUUGUGGAAUUUACUCAUUUUAAGGUAAUGUUUCCUACAUCAGUGGCAUCUUUAACCAACUUCAGGCUUGGGUAUGUUGUUUGGCUUGUGAAAUGUGAUGAAUAUUAAACAUGGAUGCACAGAAAUGAAAUCUUCCUUAUGAGCGCUCCAUUAACCCUUUGUGGUCCAUUUAUUAAUCGCGCGUCAGGCACGCCAGGUCUAAUUAAUUUUCACACGCGCAGUUAAUUUUAUACGCGCUGUUUAAAAGUGUUUUUUUUCACAGUCAAACGGGUUUAAAUGGCCCUGCAUAUCAACAAAGCACACACUAGGCAUCUCCAGCCCCUCCCCAGCCUUUUGUUUGCUAUAGCGUUCAGCUGUGUAAGAAAUAAAUAAUAAUAAUAAUAAUAGUCGUACAUACCGAUCGAUCAUCUCCAGAUCACUCGUUUUAUCACCAAACUCCUCAAUAAUGCGAUCCAAGUCAUUAUUUUAUUACUAUAACAUCUGAAAAAAGCUCUGCAAAUGUCCAUGAUAGUCUCAGUGCGCUGACGCACUUAGCCAGCUUGUUUAUUAUGGACGCCCAUUAUCUGAUACCUGAUACCAUGUAUGACUAUUCAUGAAAUACCCCCUUUUUUUUUUUUUUUUUUUUUUUCCGGACUUGUCUCGGCUCCUGUCGCUACCACUCGGCAAUUGAAUGGUUUUCUCGGCUUUUUCCGGAGAAAAAACGACUAAACACCCGUUUAUUGCGUUGCUAUAAUGAUGUCGGACCCAGUCCGACAAAGGACCUGUGAGGAAUAAUUGCAAUGUCGGACCCAGUCCGACAAUGGACCGCAAAGGGUUAAAGGGGAAAUGAGUUCCCUAGUAAAUAUGUCAUUCUAGAGCAGGGGUGUCAAACUCCAGCCCUCAAGGGCCGCAGGGUCUUCUGGUUUUCAUUCCCACUUGAGCUCAUAAUUGACCUAAUUGUUUGGUCAAUUUGACUUCCUUAAUAUUUUUCAAGGUCUCUUCAGUUUUAAAAAUGCACUUGAUUCAGAGGCCUGAAGAGAAGUGUUAAAUGUGUCCAGUUAAUCAAAUAAUUAGACCAAUUAAGUAACUGAGAGCUCGGGUGGAAGGAAAGCCAGAAGACACUGCGGCCCUCCAGGAGCUGAAUUUGACAGCCCUGUUUUAGGCCAUCUCUUUUAGGAAUACUUGCCAUCUUGCAUACCCUUGUCCCUGGAUGAUUUCCACUGCAGCUAUAGAGGGUGCUGUUUCCUAAUAUUCAAGAAGUGUCAACCCACGUGCUAUUAGUGGGGUUUCUAUUGGCUUCAAUUACCCUUUCCUGGCAGGAUGCUGUAAACAGCUGUUUGGAGCAUCAUCACUGCAAGGGCUGCUGGAGUUCUUGAUCCCUGUGAAGCUCUUCAAGCUGCAGCAGCAGCAGCAUUGCUCUUGUGGGGAUAUAAAGAGUACAAGGCUCAGUCCCUGUUCCAAGGUCUGCAUGUUGUUUGUGCUGGACACGGCUAACCUGUUCAUGUAGAAAGGUCUGGCUUUUAUUCAACUUUGACAGGGCAGAGGCAAUGCAAUGUUAUAGAAAUGAAGAUGGUAUAGUAUAGACUGCGCCCCUCUGGGCCACACGUUGUACUGGUAAAGUGUUUCUGCUGCAGGAAUGAAGAAUGAAGGCACCUGUGUGUGAUUGAAGCAAAUGGAAACCACACUGAACAGCCUGUGGACAAAACCAAAGAAUGAUGGCAGAUUGGGUCACCUCCUGGUCCACACAUUUCAGUGUUACCAAUAGCUUUUGUUCAAUGUUCUGUUUUGUGACUUUGUAAAUAACACAGUAUUAACAUGAGAUGCAACCCUACUAAUGCCCAUCUUUGCUGCUUUCAUACUUUGAACAAAGUGACUGAGAAUCUGCUUUUGAUUUCCUGCAGGUGUCAGGGUUUCAAAUACUGGAAACCAGUUUGUACCAUAUUAGUAUUGUUAUCCACCCUUUUAAGUGGAGGUAAAAGUUAAGUAAACAAAUGUUUUGGCUAAAGCCUUGGUCAGUGUUGAGCCCUUUUGCAGAAUGUUUCAAUGCCUUUGACUGAGCCAGUGCCUCUGCACCCCCUUGUCGUAUAUAACCCCCCCCCCCCCCCCCUUCUGUAGCUCCAUUCACAGCCCUCUCCCUGUUCUACAAUCCAAUACAGAACCAUUAUAACCCCUCCUUCUGUAGCUCCAUUCACAGCCCUCUCCCUGUUCUACAAAUCCAAUACAGAACCAUUAUAACCCCUCCUUCUGUAGCUCUGAUAGCCGUGUGGGUCUGUGCGUUCGCUGCUGAGUGGCAGACAGGAGAUCGAGAUGGAGGGUGAAGUUGAUACGCACCCCCCGUCCCAAGGCGAACAGGAUUUAUUUACAUAUCAACACACUGAAUAGCUCACGUGACACUACCAUCAAUGGCAGCGCACGGAGCACAUACAACACAGUGUACAAAAACUUUGGUAGGAUCUACAAUAUCUGAACUCAUCUUCUGUUCAAUAAUAAAGUAACGUUGCUGAAGAGAUUGACGUGGUGGAUAAACGCUUAGAGCGGAUACGCAGGGUUACUGUAUAUUCAGACAGAGAGAAGGUGGGGCUGGCAGAGGUGAAAUGUCACAGUGUUGUUCGGUGCCUGGGUAGUUAGAUUUCUGCAGGCAAGCUCAAAGGCAGGUUUAGAGAAAAAAAUCAAUACUGGACAAAAAGAACCCAGAGCAAAGGAAAUGUAAAAUCCAACUCAAAUUACAUUGAAAACUACAAAACCUGAAUGGCUGGCUUGAGAGAGAAGGUAGUCAAGAGUGUGAACCAAGCACUGCUAAUCUCCAGAGGAUUUGGGCACUUCACUACAAUGUGAUGAAUUCAUAUCCGCUAGUCAGCAGCACAGCACAGGCAAUCCUAUUCACUGUCUGAAUCCCUUUAUUAAGUGAAGUUUAUGCUUUUCAUUAAGACUCAAAAGUGAUUCCUUACACUUUGUCACUGAGAAUCUGAACAGAAAUUCAAUGAAAUUCAGCCUCUUAUGCUCCGCGGCUGUGAAUGCAUCUUCUUUUUCUUGUGCUCUGCGACUGUGUGAAUGCAUCCUCUUUCUCUUGUGCGCCACAGCUGUGUGAAUGCAUCCUCUUGUGCUCUGCUGCUGUGUGAAUGCAUCCUCUUUCUCUUGUGCUGCGCGGCUGUGUGAAUGCAUCCUCUUUCUCUUGUGCUCUGCUGCUGUGUGAAUGCAUCCUCUUUCUCUUGUGCUGCACGGCUGUGUGAAUGCAUCCUCUUUCUCUUGUGCUGCGUGGCUGUGUGAAUGCAUCCUCCUCUUGUGCUGCACGGCUGUGUGAAUGCAUCUUCUUUCUCUUGUGCUCCGGGGCUGUGUGAAUGCAUCCUCCUCUUGUGGUGUGUGGAAGUGUGAAUGCAUCCUCUUCUUGUGCUCCGCGGCUGUGUGAAUGCAUCCUCUUUCUCUUGUGCUGCGUGGCUAUGUGAAUGCAUCCGCUUUCUCUUAUGCUCUGCGGCUGUGUGAAUUCUCCUUAGGCUACCCUUUGGGUUUGCGAUUGCUGGGCAGUCACGGACCACAAGUUUGUCUGGAGUUUCCCCAUUCUGUAUAUGUAAACAACCUCCUUUUGUUAUUAUUAUUUUUAUUAUUGUUGUUUUUGUUGUUUGUUUAUUAUUAUUGUUAUUAUUAUUAUUGCUACUUUGUCCUUUUUUCCGAUUUCAUACAGGUCUUCAUUCAGACUGAAUUCUGAAGUAAGGCUGUCUGUGGUAAUAAAAUAAUUCAGCAAAGUAA